Magnolia sinica is the source of this 1167-nucleotide messenger RNA. RefSeq names its product non-specific lipid transfer protein GPI-anchored 11-like. The record is from RefSeq and is a predicted model, not a curated record. Bases 455 to 1060 code for a protein of 201 amino acids. The transcript has a single exon. Lineage: Eukaryota; Viridiplantae; Streptophyta; Magnoliopsida; Magnoliales; Magnoliaceae.
UACACAACUAUCAGUGUGAUCCAAAACUUUGGUGGCCUCAAACCCAACCAAAAUUUGGAUAUGUCUGAUUUUUUAGAUCAUGUCGGUGAAACGGAUGGGUGGAUGGAUGGAGUGAAUGUAUUACAGACAUCAAGAAGCCCCAAAGAGCUUAGGGUUACAGGGGAUUCCUGUAGCCCGACCCGUUUGACCUGUUUGGAACAUAUAGCCACAAAAGUGUGGACCGGUGGACUUUUUCAAACAUUGAGGCGGAACAGAAGUCCAUACCAUGUAUUGCUUCGUUAUAUAAUUUCCACAAAAUUAAUGGGAUCAAGAAAGAGAUGUUUGUUGACUCAAAAACCAAUAGCUCUAUAUGAAUGCUUGUAAAAAAGGAAUCCUAAAAGACAUGAGCCCAAAAACCCCUGAUUACAACACACCUUUCUUUUGAAGUUUUGUAGCACCCCUUCAUCUUCAAACCAUGGGGAAACUUACAUGGUUAUUUUGUGUUUUGGCCACAUGGGUCAUGGUGAAUGGUGCCUCCCAAGCACCAUCUCCGUCCAUCACUUGUGUGACUGGCCCGCUCGGCAGCUUUAGUGAUUGCAUAACCUUCACGGAGAACGGGAGCAUGGUUUCUAAGCCUGAAGGCUCAUGUUGUGAUGGGCUUAGGAGCGUGGUAAAGGACAGCCCUACGUGCUUAUGUGAGGUCCUCAAGAUAGCCAUUAGUGAUUUCGGCAUUGCAUUGAAUCUCACUAAGGUUCUCACCCUUCCAUCUGCAUGUGGGAUUUCUACUCCUUCACUUAGUAGUUGUAUAUUUGGUGGGCCAUCCCCGUCGCCGGCUCCAUCUCCUACGUUGAAUUCACCUGUGCCAGUAUUGCCUUCACCGGUUCCAGUAUCGCCACCAUCAGUUUUGGCUCCCCCAUCGCACUCACCAUCCGCUUCGGUUGCACCCCCGAUUUCUCCUACUGGAGGAAGUGGCACAAGGGACCCGAUUGUAUCACCACCAUUUUCUGGUGCUCCCAUGCUACAAAUUUCAUAUAUGUUUGCUCUUGUUUGUGUAGCAAUUGCCGCAUGUUCCUGUUUUUGAGAAGAUAUCCUGGACAAGUAUAUGGAGAGAUGUUGAUCGACUAGUUUGUAGUGAUUUUCGACUAGAAAUUUAAUAAAAAUAAAAACCACUUGGGUAGUUUUCUUUUU